Molecule: messenger RNA, 2124 nt
Organism: Leptomonas pyrrhocoris
Lineage: Eukaryota; Euglenozoa; Kinetoplastea; Trypanosomatida; Trypanosomatidae
Exons: 1
Coding region: 727-2124 (465 amino acids)
Source: RefSeq, a predicted model, not a curated record
AGUACAUGUUGGUGUUUCAAUUUUCGUGGACACAUCAUUCGCAUCGUGUUUUCCAGUCUGAACGUUCCAUAUCGUGGCACUUGUAUUACUAUCACGACUACCACUUUUUUUUUUUAGUUUGGAGCUCGCUGUCAACAGGGGAAAACUCCAACGCGCCCGUUAUAGCCACAUUUAAAUCGUCUCGUAGAAGUAACUCCCCCUCCUCUUUGUUCUUGUCGUAUUCGUCUCUUUUCUCUAUUUUUUUUUGUUUUACAUUGAUGUUGACAACACACCCGUUCGUGCUGUGAACGGCCCCCCCCCCCUCCCCAACCACACACACACAAACACACAAACGGCACGAACGCUUCACACAGGCUUAACAAAAAAAAACUUAUUUAGUAUUAGUUCUUACUCUUCUUUUUUCUUCUAUUCAUCGUACCCCCCGCCAAUACGACUAAUUCAGACGUUCAUCUCUUUCUUCCCUUCUGUGCGUGUCGAGUUCGUGAUAGAGAUAUCAGACUCCUCGUGUCCUUUGUUUUGUUUGUUUGGACACCUUUGUCACAGUCGUCUUUGAAUAAGUUUUUUUUUCCCUUUUCCCUUACUACUGUUGGAUUUGUGUUGGGACGUGCUGUCGUGCCCCGUUGCGAGUUGCGCCACCCUUCAUACCGCCUGCCAUCUAGGAGUCUGCGUUGCAUGUUGUUGCCACGCAUCGAAAUCUCGUUAAAAGUUUAGGCUUUUCAAAUUCGAAUGGACUUUCGACAAGACCUCUUUAACCGCCGCGAGAUCGUCGCCAUCCUGCUGGACCUCGACGAGGAAACACUCCGACGCACCGACUGCGCGCUGCCACGACCACCGUCGUCGCCGUCCGUCACACGCGACACUCCGGCAACGCAUGCGCCACCGCAAACCCGCUUCGAUGUCGCGCGAGCAGCACUCAUGGCGUUUGUAGCGGUGAAGCUGCGUUCGGCUCCGAAUCCUUCUUCUAUGUCCUUUGGGCUGUACGCCGUGCGUGGGGAGGGGCAGAGAGUGGAUGACGUAGUCGCACUGGUACCUCCGACGUCGUCUGGUGGUCCGAGUGCGCGAGCUGUGCAAGAAGCACUGCGGGGGUUGAGUGCGGACUCCUACGCCAGUCGCACACACAUCGAUACCCCCGGCACUCCAUUUAAAAGCCUAAAAAAGCAUGAGGACGGGAGCCCUGAAGUGGUUGCGCCGUACACCGGAGUUUUGCAACGUCUCCAACAGCUGAAAGAUUCAGUUGACGCGCAGCAGCAGCAGCAGCCGGCGACGACUAACGCGUUGACACCAUCACCUAGCUUUACAGCAGUAGCAGCACUGUAUCGGACACCCUUUCAAAGCAGCGGAAUCUUUACCGUCGAUGGAGUCGCUGCGAUUGCGCCAGGAAACGUAAGUGAACGAGCGAGCAGUGACAGCAGCGGAGGUGUGUGCCUCGUUGUACACGGGAUCGCGGUGCGUUCGCAUAGCACGUCGCUACCGACUCUGUCGUGGUCCUCCAACGCAGCAGGCACGUCUUCCUCAACUCCUGUGUCGGAAGGAACAGAGUCGUCGGUCUGGCUAGAUGUGGUGGUGCUCGACGGCUCGUUGGAAACUGCGGCAGUGACCGCUGCUGCUUUGUCUCCUUCACGAGAAUGUGUUGUACACGGCUGUCGAUGCACCUUCCUGGACCCGGUCGAGCUCACAGGUAUCACGCAUCGUGGCUUAGCCCUCGGCCCCGCGCUGGUACGCGUCAUGUCUCUUCCCGAAGCUCGCACCUCUGCCUUCGUCCGCCGACCGCUUUCUUUCCUGAAGAUUCUUCGCAGCACCAGUGCGGGCAGCGACGCCGUCUUCACCUCGGCCUCGUCCGGCAAGUCCGCCCGGCCCACCACGCCCGUCACAGCAGUGAGUGAUACAGCGGUGGCGACGACGACGACGACGGUGCGCGCCGAUCAUAGACACCGCUCCCCGCCGCGGCCGUUAAGUGUAAAUCGAGGGGCGGGCGGCGGCAACGUGGGAGCUUCCGCACCGCCCAACACCGCUGCUGGGGGAGGCGUUGCUGCGGAGCGGUCAGGCGUCGACUCCCACAACCGACGACCCACGCCGCCACGAAGCCCCCACCGCCGCCACAGCGGACCAUUCACCCCCGCUUGA